Molecule: messenger RNA, 7415 nt
Organism: Bolinopsis microptera
Lineage: Eukaryota; Metazoa; Ctenophora; Tentaculata; Lobata; Bolinopsidae
Product: protein AHNAK2-like
Exons: 2
Coding region: 1242-7415 (2057 amino acids)
Biological process (GO): regulation of RNA splicing
Cellular component (GO): cytoplasm; nucleus
Source: RefSeq, a predicted model, not a curated record
AGCUUUUUUACAAUCAAAACCGAGCAAAAGUUUUCCAGGUAAGAAUUUUAUAUUUUUUUGUAUUGUUGUGUAAUUAUAUACCUAUAUACAAUUUAAAGGGCGGCUUGACAACAAAGCCGUUGUGAUGAUUGGAAUGUAGAUUAAGUAUUAACCUGAUGAGUUUGUUUACACGGUGUUCAAAGUCUUGAAUAGUUUAUAAAUUUCGAGACGAACGUGAAACAAUGUGUAUCGUGAGACAAUGUGUUCUAGACUAGACCCCAAACAUUACAUUCCUUCUAGAACUAAAACUCACAACAACGAAUAUUUUAAUCUUUUGUUUGAUCUUACGACUGUUAUACUUAUUGAACCACUUUUUCAUGACAAUAAAGUCAGUUUGUUUCAUAGUAUUAUCAGUAAAUUUAAACAAAGCUAUUAAUAUUCAUCAGACAUUGUUACUUUGUUGAGUCUGAUGUUUUACUUUUUUAAUAUCAGUUGAUCACAUUUGAAAUUUUGGCUUUGCCAACAACCUUGUUAGCCAAACCACGGACGGUAAAAUUAGUGAAAACGUGAAAUGUUGAGAGGCUACAAAUUGUUUUGUUGUCAUUACGUAAAUGUGUUUUCAUAUUUUAUGUCUUUUGACGAUGCAGUCACUACACUCUACGUACAAUAUCCCCAUUUUUGAUAAACUUACAAAAUAAAUAAUUGUAUUUCACUUACAAGAAUGAAACUAUAAUUAGUCACACAUGGGGCAAAGUAACAGUGCAGACGUCAGUGCGCCGUCGCCAAUAGUUGGAGACAUUCCUGAUGAUGGUUCGUUAAUUUUCCAUAGAUGGGAUCAUCAAUUAAGUCAUCCCGACAUGAAAUAGGUUCACAAAUCACAUGUUUACUUACCAAGUAUAAUGUGCAGACUUAAGAGUCUAGAUAUAUAUCAUAAGUCACAAUUUAACCGAAACAUUAUAUUUUCAGAGCGUGAUUCUGUAGACCUAAGCAACGAUGAGAUAGAACAAGGGAUUUUGGAGGCGUCUUUGCCAUUGCCAGACCUUGAUGACACGAUCCAAGCUCCUGAAACAGAGACUCCGACAGGUACGUAUUAUUAAUCGGGUGGGAACUGCUUUUAUUGCCUGAAGGAUGUUCCGGGACCGGAAUUAAGACCGGGAAUAUAAUCGGGACUGAUAUUUUUGAGUUACCAGUAAUUGAUCGGGGUUCAGCUAAAAUUUGAUACAAACAUUAGCUUGAUUUCAAUUUUGCAUGAAAUGAUUUGAAUGCAUAACAUUUCAGCUGAUGUGUCAGAUAUCCACAAGGAACAACUCCAGACAACCGAAGAGAAUACCACUGAAGUAAUCGAGAAGGAAACACCAGUCAUGGAAAUUGAAGCACCAGCUGUCGAAGUGGAAACACCAAAUGUAGAAGUGAAAAAAACAGCUGUAAUUGAAGUUAAAACACCAGCUGUCGAACUCGAAACACCAGCUGUCGAACUCGAAACACCAGCUGUCGAACUCGAAACACCAGCUGUUGAAAUCGAAACACCAUCUGUUGAAAUCGAAACACCAUCUGUUGAAAUCGAAACACCAGCUGUUGAAAUCGAAGCACCAGCUGUUGAACUCGAAGCACCAGCUGUUGAACUCGAAGCACCAGCUGUUGAAAUCGAAGCACCAGCUGUCGAACUCGAAGCACCAGCUGUUGAAAUCGAAGCACCAGCUGUCGUACUCGAAGCACCAGCUGUCAAACUCGAAGCACCAGCUGUUGAAAUCGAAGCACCAGCUGUCGAACUCGAAGCACCAGCUGUCGAACUCGAAGCACCAGCCGUCGAACUCGAAGCACCAGCUGUCGAACUCGAAGCACCAGUUCAAGUUGAAACACCAGCAUUCGAAUUAGAGGUUGAAACACCAGCUUUUGAAGUUGAGAUACCUGCUCUUGAAGUCGAAAGACCAGUUGAUGAAAUAGAAACGCCAGCUGUUGAAGUUGAAACACCAGCCGUCGAAUUAGAGGUUGAAAAACCAGCUUUUGAAAUAGAAACACCAGCUGUUGAAAUAGAGGUUGAAGCACCAGUUGUCGAAUUAGAGGUUGAAACACCAGCCGUUGAAAUCGAAACACCAUCCGUUGAAAUAGAAACACCAGCUGUUGAAAUCGAAACAGCAGCUGUCGAAAUCGAAGCACCGGCAACUGUUGAAAUUGAAACACCAGCUGUCAACGUAGAAACACCAGCUGUUGAAAUUGAAGCACCAACUAUUGAAGUUGAAACAGCAGCACUCAAAUUAGAGAUUGAAGCACCAGCUGUCGAAAUCGAAACACCAGCUGUUGAAAUCGAAGCACCAGCAACUGUUGAAGUUAAAACAUCAGCUGUUGAAAUCGAUACACCAUCCAUUGAAAUAGAAACACCAGCUGUCGAACUCGAAGCACCAGCAACUGUCGAAGUUGAAACUCCAGCUGUUGAAGUAGACGUUAAAACUCCGGUAUUCAGCGUGGAGGUAGAAACACUAGCUGUCAACGUAGAAACACCAGCUGUUGAAAUCGAAGCACCAAUUAUUGAAAUCGAAGCACCAAAUGUAGAAGUGAAAAUACCUGCUCUUGAAGUAAACAUUGAAACACCAGCUGUCGAAUUAGAGGUUGAAACACCAGCUUUUGAAGUUGAGACACCUGCUCUUGAAGUCGAAAGACCAGUUGUUGAAAUAGAAACGCCAGCUGUUGAAGUUGUAACAACAGCAGUCGAAGUAGAAGUUGAAGCACCAGUUGUUGAAAUCGAAACAACAUCCGUUAAAAUAGAAACACCAGCUGUCGAAAUCGAAACACCUGCUGUCGAAUUAGAGGUUGAAACACCUGCUCUUGAAGUGGAAACAUCGGUUGUAGAAGUUGAAACACCAGCCGUCGAAUUAGAGGUUGAAACACCAGCUUUAGAAAUCGUUGCUCCAGCUAUCGAAGUGGAGACACCAGCCGUCGAAUUAGAGGUUGAAACACCUGCUCUUGAAGUGGAAACAUCAGCUGUCGAAGUUAAAACACCUGCUGUCGAAUUAGAGGUUGAUACACCAGCUUUCGAAAUCGAAACACCAGUUCUCGAAGUGGAAACACCAGCCGUCGAAUUAGAGGUUGAAACACCAGCUUUCGAAAUCGUUGCUCCAGCUAUCGAAGUGGAGACACCAGCCGUCGAAUUAGAGGUUGAAACACCAGCUUUCGAAAUCGUUGCUCCAGCUAUCGAAGUGGAGACACCAGCCGUCGAAUUAGAGGUUGAAACACCUGCUCUUGAAGUGGAAACAUCGGUUGUCAAAGUUGAAACACCAGCCGUCGAAUUAGAGGUUGAAACACCAGCUUUCGAAAUCGUUGCUCCAGCUAUCGAAGUGGAGACACCAGCCGUCGAAUUAGAGGUUGAAACACCUGCUCUUGAAGUGGAAACAUCGGUUGUCGAAGUUGAAACACCUGCUGUCAAAUUAGAGGUUGAAACACCAGCUUUCGAAAUCGCUGCUCCAGCUAUCGAAGUGGAGACACCAGCCGUCGAAUUAGAUGUUGAAACACCUGCUCUUAAAGUGGAAACAUCAACUGUCGAAGUUGAAACACCUGCUGUCGAAUUAGAGGUUGAAACACCAGCUUUCGAAAUCGUUUCUCCAGCUAUCGAAGUGGAGACACCAGCCGUCAAAUUAGAUGUUGAAACACCUGCUCUUGAAGUGGAAACAUCGGCUGUCGAAGUUGAAACACCUGCUAUCGAAUUAGAGGUUGAAACACCAGCUUUCGAAAUCGUUGCUUCAGCUAUCGAAGUGGAGACACCAGCCGUCGAAUUAGAGGUUGAAACACCUGCUCUUGAAGUGGAAACAUCAUCUGUCAAAGUUGAAACACCUGCUGUCAAAUCAGAGGUUGAAACACCAGCUUUCAAAAUCGAAACACCAGCAAUUCCCGAAGUAGAAACACCAGCCGUCGAAUUAGAGGUUGAAACACCUGCUCUUGAAGUGGAAACAUCAGCUGUCGAAGUGGAGACACCAGCCGUCGAAUUAGAGGUUGAAACACCUGCUCUUGAAGUGGAAACAUCAUCUGUCAAAGUUGAAACACCUGCUGUCAAAUUAGAGGUUGAAACACCAGCUUUCAAAAUCGAAACACCAGUUAUUCUCGAAGUGGAAACACCAGCCGUCGAAUUAGAGGUUGAAACUCCAGUUUUCGAAAUCGCUGCUCCAGCUAUCGAAGUGAAGACACCAGCCGUCGAAUUAGAGGUUGAAACACCUGCUUUUGAAAUGGAAACAUCAGCUGUCGAAGUUGAAACACCUGCUGUCGAAUUAGAGGUUGAAACACCAGCUUUCGAAAUCGUUUCUCCAGCUAUCGAAGUGGAGACACCAGCCGUCAAAUUAGAUGUUGAAACACCUGCUCUUGAAGUGGAAACAUCGGCUGUCGAAGUUGAAACACCUGCUAUCGAAUUAGAGGUUGAAACACCAGCUUUCGAAAUCGUUGCUCCAGCUAUCGAAGUGGAGACACCAGCCGUCGAAUUAGAGGUUGAAACACCUGCUCUUGAAGUGGAAACAUCAUCUGUCAAAGUUGAAACACCUGCUGUCAAAUCAGAGGUUGAAACACCAGCUUUCAAAAUCGAAACACCAGCAAUUCCCGAAGUAGAAACACCAGCCGUCGAAUUAGAGGUUGAAACACCUGCUCUUGAAGUGGAAACAUCAGCUGUCGAAGUGGAGACACCAGCCGUCGAAUUAGAGGUUGAAACACCUGCUCUUGAAGUGGAAACAUCAUCUGUCAAAGUUGAAACACCUGCUGUCAAAUUAGAGGUUGAAACACCAGCUUUCAAAAUCGAAACACCAGUUAUUCUCGAAGUGGAAACACCAGCCGUCGAAUUAGAGGUUGAAACUCCAGUUUUCGAAAUCGCUGCUCCAGCUAUCGAAGUGAAGACACCAGCCGUCGAAUUAGAGGUUGAAACACCUGCUCUUGAAGUGGAAACAUCGGUUGUCGAAGUUGAAACACCUGCUGUCGAAUUAGAGGUUAAAACACCCGCUCUUGAAGUGGAAACAUCGGUUGUCGAAGUUGAAACACCUGCUGUCGAAUCACUAUUAGAGGUUGAAACACCAGCUUUCGAAAUCGUUGCUCCAGCUAUCGAAGUGGAGACACCAGCCGUCGAGUUAGAUGUUGAAACACCUGCUCUUGAAGUGGAAACAUCAGCUGUCGAAGUUGAAACACCUGCUGUCGAAUUAGAGGUUGGAACACCUGCUUUUGAAAUCGUUGUUCCAGCUAUCGAAUUUGAAAUACCAGCUGUCGAAGUUGAAAUCGAAAGACCAGCGGCUGAAGUUUUAACACCAGCAAUCGAAUUAGUGGUGGAAACACCAACUGUUGAUAUAGCAACACCAGCUGUUGAAGUUGAGGUUGAAACACCAACUGUUGAUAUAACAACACCAGCUGUUGAAGUUGAGGUUGAAACACCAACUGUUGAUAUAACAAGACCAGCUGUUGAAGUUGAGGUUGAAGCACCAACUGUUGAUAUAGCAACACCAGCUGUUGAAGUUGAGGUUGAAAUACCAACUGUUGAUAUAACAAAACCAGCUGAGGCUGACGUACCAGAAGUUGAAGUUAAUGUCACAGCAGAAGUGCCGGAAGUUGAGGUAAAAGUUAAAUCACCUGCUGUCGAAAUAGAGACACCAGCCCUGGAAAUUGAAAAACCAGCUGUUCAAAUCGAGGAUGGAACGUCAGCUGUUGAAAUCAAAACAUCAAUCGAAACAGCAGCCAUCAAAUUUGAAUCACCAGCAGUCGAAAUGGAAGCACUAAAAAGAAAAGUUGAAAUCGAAACACCAGCUGCUGAAGUUUUAACACCAGCAAUCGAAUUAGUGGUGGAAACACCAACUGUUGAUAUAACAACACCGGCUGUUGAAGUUGAGGUUGAAAUACCGGCAGUCACAAACGCAACACCGACAGUCGACGAACCCUCUGUUGAGAUUGAACUGUCAGGAUUAACGUCUUAUCUUGAAGCAGGUACUGAUCUCGCUGCAGACACUCCAAAAGCAGUUAUAGAACUGCCAGAGAUUGAACCAGAUGAUAAAAUGCCAGCACUCGAAGUCAAAGCCCCAAAUGUUGAAUUCCUUGAAUCAGUAAUUGUGGAUACUGAAGAAAAAACGCCAAGUCGCCGUCUCUUUAAACGAUUUUCACGAGCUGCAAAAGUUAAAAGUAAAACCACAGCUGUUGAAGUUGAAACACCUGCUGUCGAACUCGAAAUACCAGCUGUCGAAGUAGAAACACCAGUUGUCGAAGUUGAAACACCUGCUGUCGAACUCGAAAUACCAGCUGUCGAAGUAGAAACACCAGUUGUUGAAAUCAAAACACCAGUUGUUAAAAUCGAAGCACCAGCUGUUGAAGUUGAAACACCUGCUGUCGAACUCGAAAUACGGAUACCAGCUGUCGAAGUAGAAUACACAGUUGUCGAAGUAGACACACCUGCUGUUGAAGUCAAAACACCAGCUUUUGAAAUCGAAGCACCAGCUUUUGAAAUCGAAGCUCCAGGUAUUGAAAUCGAAGCACCAGCUGUCGAAGUAGAAACAUCCGCUUUUGAAAUCGAAGCUACAGGUGUUGAAAUUGAAGCACCAGCUGUCGAAGUAGAAACAUCCGCUGUUGAAAUCCAAACACCAGCUGUUGAAAUCGAAACACCAGCUUUUGAAGUUGAAACACUUGCCCUAGAACUCAAAGUGGAAACACCAGCUGUCAAAGUAGAAACACCAGUUGUUGAAAUCAAAACACCAGUUGUUGAAAUCGAAGCACCAGCUGUUGAAGUUGUGACGCCAUCAGUCGAAUUAGAGGUUGAAACACUUGCUGACGAAGUUGAAGUUUCAUCAAUCGACGUGGCAGCUUCAAUCAAAAAAUCAGCUGCUCGUUCUUCAGUAUUGCUACAUCAAACUAAUAUGGAUUCUAUCGCUAAAGAUUAUGAAGCGGCCAAAGAGGAGUUUAGAAAAUUUAUCACUAAGAGUGACAUCAACUACAGGUCCGUGACUUUUUUGAAAUGUUGCCAGCUUAUGCGGGCAUCUCUUAUUGCUGCCCAGUUCAAAAUAACUGGGGCCGGUGAAAUCCCUUUGUUCGAAGAUGUCAUACCUAACAAAAAGUUAAAAAAAGGUGUAUCUAAACUUACAUCAGUCUUGAGAUUGAAGAAAAAGAAGUCUAGCAAGAAAAACGGAAACAUAGAUCUUGUUACUUCUCAACUUCCUGAGGGUUCGGGUUUGAAAAAAUAUAAUUGCAGUACAGUUGCAGAACAGCCUCUGUCCAAAAAACAAAUUCAACGUCAGAAAGAAUUGGGUAACGCUGCCAUCAACCUUUACACGGAAGUGAUCCAAUGUUACCAGAACUACAAAACCAUGAUGCAGACUGCACAGAGCUGGGAAGGUGCAAAGUUGGAGCCCAGGUACGGAGACAGUAUGGAUUAUAUGCAGGAGGAGGUCAUGAUGGCUACAAUGAUUCUCACCGGCCAGUGCUCGCCGGAUUAG